AUGGACAGCAACAGUAACAGCAACGGCACCCGCUACGACCUAAAGGCGGAGGAGAGUCGCGAAGACGCCAUCCGCAAGAUCAAGACGGCCGGCAGCCUGUCCAUCUCGCCGGAACUCUUUGAGAAGAUCUAUCUCUCGCCCAAGAGUCGUGUGCAUGGCGAUCUGCGGUCCAUCGUUGGAAACCCUACGCCUUUAGGUGUCUUCGGUUUCAUCAUCAGUUUGACUCCCCUUAGCUGUGACCUGAUGGGAUGGCGAGGCGGUGGCGGCGGAGGUGCUGCUUUGAUUGGCGCCUUCUACGGCAUUGGCGGCGUUCUCAUGCCCAUCGCUGGGAUCCUGGAGUUUAUCCUUGGAAACACCUUCUCUUUCGUUGUGUUUUUGUCUUUUGGCGCCUUCUGGCUCGCAACGGGCAUCACGAUGACGCCCUUCUACAACGCUGCCGGUGCAUACGACCCGUCGAACCCGGCCAAUCCAGGCUUUCACACUUCUUUCGCCUUUAUCUACGUCUUCAUGGGCCUCCUCUGCCUCAUCUACCUCAUCUGCGGCAUCCGCACCAACGUCGUCUUCGAGAUCAUCUUCCUGACCCUCACGCUGGGCUUCUGUCUUCUGGCGGGCUCGUACUGGCAGCUGGCGGCUCUCAACUCGACGCUGGCUGACAAUUUGCAAAUUGCCGGCGGCGCCUCCUUCUUCGUCGCCUGUCUCGCUGGCUGGUACCUCUUCUUCGUCCAGAUGCUCGCCAGCGUCGACUUUCCGUAUACGCUGCCUGUCGGUGAUCUGAGCCGGCGUAAGACAGGGAAAUGGAAAUGA
Messenger RNA from Rasamsonia emersonii CBS 393.64, 804 nucleotides. RefSeq names its product Transcriptional activator of ethanol catabolism AlcS. NCBI's taxonomy places the organism in Eukaryota, Fungi, Ascomycota, Eurotiomycetes, Eurotiales, Trichocomaceae. Gene Ontology annotation, molecular function: acetate transmembrane transporter activity. The transcript is spliced from 7 exons. The record is from RefSeq and is a predicted model, not a curated record. Gene Ontology annotation, cellular component: plasma membrane. The coding region runs from base 1 to 804 and encodes 267 amino acids.